Messenger RNA from Bradysia coprophila, 2569 nucleotides. It is a transcript of the gene MED25, whose product is annotated as Mediator complex subunit 25. Gene Ontology annotation, biological process: positive regulation of transcription by RNA polymerase II. The record is from RefSeq and is a predicted model, not a curated record. NCBI's taxonomy places the organism in Eukaryota, Metazoa, Arthropoda, Insecta, Diptera, Sciaridae. Gene Ontology annotation, cellular component: transcription regulator complex; mediator complex.
GCAUAAUUACCCCACAUUCCGCCGUCUCUGAUAAUAUAGCGGUGACAUUUUCGCUCAUAGGCAUUUCUGUCUGUCAAAAUUUGUUUGGGUGGUAGAGUGGAAAGUUGAAAACAGUACAGUAAACUUGGAAUACAUUUCAUUGUUUCGUUUCUGUCCAUAUUUACCCAUUCGAAAUGGUGACGACGAACGAUUUCGAUAACGUUGCCAACGUAAUAUUCCUCAUAGAGGGUACGGCAGUGAACGGUGCUUACCUGAAUGAAAUCAAGCAACAUUACAUCGGACCAACUUUGGAAUACUUCCAAGGAGGCAUAACCGAUGAACGCGAACGCGAUAAUUAUGUGUCGGAAGCAAAUAGUUUAAUGUACGGCGUUGUCGUCUAUAAAACGGCUUGUAUGCCUGAUGUUUGUGUGACAUACGGACCGUUCCAAACUGCACAGAAGACAAUGAGCGUGAUUGAGAAGUUGGAACUGACGGGAGGUAAAAGCGAGUCCAAUGCCAAUUUAGCUGAAGGUAUGGCCACAACUUUGGUGUGCUUUGAUGACAUGAACGAGAUGCGAGACGAUCGAUUCAUGCAGGUACAGAAGCAUUGCAUUUUGAUUUGCAAUAGUGCACCGUAUUCAAUGCCGGUACAAGAAUGCCAGCAGUAUGAGAACAAAACUGUUGAACAGAUGGCGACUAUUUUUCAUGAGCAAAACGUCAACCUGUCGAUUAUAUCGCCGCGGAAGAUCGGAAUUUUAUUCAAAUUAUUUGAAAAAGCUGACGGAGAUCUUUCCACAUUACCGAACAAAAAUUACUCGAAAGAUCCAAGACAUUUGGUCUUAUUGAAAGGAUACAGCCUCAAAGAACGACCAAUUAGCCCACUAACCACCGUCAAUCCAUCAAUGCAGCCCAGUCCACUAUCAACCGUAUCGAAUCCAGCUCAGCAAAAUAUGCCAAUGGAUCAACAACAACACCUCAUGUCGGGCCAACAGCCAAGUAAUAUGAUUCGUGGCAACAAUGGCGCGGAUUAUCACAAGCAAAAUCAACCAAUGAAUCAACCAUACGUUGGACCGAAUCAAAAUCCACAAAUGGUUUACGGUAAUCAGAUGCAAGUGAACCGGUUCGGUAUGCAACAACCGAAUCGAUCGAUGAUGUUUCCACAAAAUCAACAACCCAGCCCGAAUUCCAAUUCUGCACUAAUUUCACAAUUGUCUACGCCACCGUCGAUACCGGGACCUGGCAUACAAAAUCAAAUGGCUAAUGUGCAACGAUUCCAAAUGCACCAACAGCAAAUGCAAAUGAAUAAUGCGCCCAACGUUCUUCAACAACAACAGCAGCAGCAACAGCAACAGCAAAUGCAACAACAACAACAGCAGCAACAAAUGCAACAACAACAACAGCAGCAGCAACAACAACAGGCACCUUUGGUUCAGCAAAAACCACCAAAUGCCCCUACCGGAUCAACAGCACGAGAGAAAAUCUGGUCCGGUGUAUUGGAAUGGAUUGAGAAAGCGAAAGCUGCUGAUCAACCGAAGGUCACAAGACAAGUUCCUUGCAAUGUGACUGCUAACAUAAAGGAUGGCGAACUGGAAAUAAAAGCCGACAACUGGCCGUCCAGGCUGAUUAUGCAGCUGAUGCCGAAGCAAUUGGUUGGAAAUAUUGGCGGACAAUUCUUGAAGGAUUCAAAAACAGUGGUUUUUCAUCCGAAUGCUUGCGAAGCUUUGGAGGCAUUAUCUAAAGUCAUGAGCUCUGGUUUCGCUGGUUGCGUUCAUUUUACAAUGUCGCCAGCGAACAACGUAGCUUGUGACAUUAAGGUUCUGAUUCUGUUAUACACACCGGAAAAGAAAGCUUUUCUCGGCUUUGUUCCGAACAAUCAGGUUGGAUUUGUGGACCGCUUGCGUAAAGUAAUACAACAGAAGCAGGGAAUUCGUCAGAAUCCACAGGGCCAAUUAACCGGACAGCCGACUCAACCGAUACCACCAGGAGCACCUGGUUCUUCGAACAAUCAAAUUAAACUAGAGCCAGGUACACAAUCGGAUCCAUUUAAAAGUUUCGAUGGAUACGGCCAAAUGCCCGUACAACAAAUGCAAGAUAACAUGUCGAACAAUAUGCAAAUGGCAGCUCAGCAACAAGACUUCAAAAUGGCUGAGAAUCACAAUCAACGGUAUGCGGCAAACGCUAUGAUGCAACAGCAACAACAACAGCAGCAGGCGCAACAACAGCAACAACAACAGCGAGCCAAUUUAAAUAAUCCACAACAAGCCAAUCAGUUACUCAAUGCACAACGCAUGAUGCGUCCGGUACUGCCGAGCAACAAUCCCGGCUUGCGACACUUACUUCAACAGCAGCCACCACAAUCGCCAAAUUCUCAGUACCGUCCCGUGAUGGGUAUGCAGAAUCAACAAGGAAUGGGUCCGCAUAUGGGCGUUCGACCACAAAAUCCGAAUGCCCCGUACGAUGAAUCAUCAUUCGACUUUAUGUGAGGCAUUCCAUUUUGUAACGGAGCAUAGGGUCGAUGAAUAACGAUGAGUGACCACUGGAUUUAAUCAUAGGAUUUUAAUGGGAUUAAUAUAAGAAUUUACAAUCAAAA